Messenger RNA from Neogale vison (American mink), 3270 nucleotides. RefSeq names its product nuclear autoantigenic sperm protein (gene NASP). NCBI's taxonomy places the organism in Eukaryota, Metazoa, Chordata, Mammalia, Carnivora, Mustelidae. Gene Ontology annotation, biological process: DNA replication-dependent chromatin assembly; CENP-A containing chromatin assembly. Bases 116 to 2482 code for a protein of 788 amino acids. The record is from RefSeq and is a predicted model, not a curated record. Gene Ontology annotation, molecular function: histone binding. The transcript is spliced from 15 exons. Gene Ontology annotation, cellular component: nucleoplasm.
GCGCGGGGUCUCCAAUCUGCCAUUUUCUGUCCCUGAAUAGGUCUCUGGCGUCCCAAAUUCCCUGUUUUCCUCACAGACUCUAUUCCGCCCGUUGGUCCACCACCUCAGGGGAACGAUGGCCGCAGAGUCCACAGCCACUGCCGCCAUCGCUGCGGAGCUGGUUUCCGCCGACAAGAUUGAAGAAGAUGCUCCUGCUCCUUCUACCUCUGCAAAUAAAGUUGAGAGUCUGGAUGUGGAUAAUGAAGCUAAGAAACUGUUGGGUUUAGGACAGAAACAUCUGGUGAUGGGGGAUAUUCCAGCAGCUGUCAAUGCAUUCCAGGAAGCAGCUAGUCUUUUAGGUAAGAAGUAUGGAGAGACAGCUAAUGAGUGUGGAGAAGCCUUCUUUUUCUAUGGGAAAUCACUUCUGGAGUUGGCAAGAAUGGAGAAUGGUGUGUUGGGAAAUGCCCUAGAAGGUGUGCAUGUGGAAGAGGAGGAAGGAGAAAAAACAGAAGACGAAUCUCUGGUAGAAAAUAAUGAUAACAUAGAUGAGGAAGCAAGGGAAGAGUUGAGAGAACAGGUUUAUGACGCCAUGGGAGAAAAAGAAGAAGCAAAAAAACCAGAAGACCAGUCUCUGGUAAAGCCUGAAAUUGAUAAAGAGCAGGAGACUGAAAUGGAGAAGGGUGGAAGAGAAGACAUGGAUAUAAGUGAGCCUGCAGAGGAACUACGGGAAAAAGUUGAAUCCACUCCAGAUCAGUUAACUGAAACCACUGAGGCAAAAGAAAUAGCAGCACCAGAAGGACUGAAUGAAGCCAAGGUCACUUCUGGGAAGCCAGAACAGGAAGUACCAGAUGCUGGGGAAGGAAAAUCAGUUUGUGGAACUGACAUCCAAGAAGAAUCCAGAGAAAAAGGAGAUCAAGAGAAGCAGGGAGAAGUAAUUGUGAGCAUAGAGGAGAAGCCAAAAGAAGCCUCAGGAGAGCAACCUGUUACGACUCUUGAAAAGCAGGGUACUGCAGUGGAGGCAGAAGCAGAGCCUAUAGAUUCAGCAGUAAAGCCAGUGGAUGUGGGUGGGGAAGAGCCAAAGGAACAGGUAGCUGCCUCUGAAAAUGAGCCAGGAAAGGGUGUGCUUGAGCAGCUGGUAGGGCAAGAAGUGCCUCCUACUGGAGAGUCGCCAGAGGUGACAGUAGAGGCUGCAGAGGCCUCAGCUGCAGAAGCUGGGUCCGAAGUGUCUGAGAAGCCUGGGCAGGAGGCCACAGUUCUCCCUAAGGAUGGUUCAGUCAAUGGACUGUCAGCUGCAGGAGGUGAGACUCCUGUUGAACAACAGACUAAUGCAGAAGGACUGACUGAAAGAAAAGAUGGCUCAGGACUAGAGGAGAAGGUCAGGGCAGAGUUGGUUCCUAGCCAGGAGGAGACCAAGCUGCCCAUAGAAGAGUCUGAGGCAGCUGGAGAUGGGGUUGAGACCAAGGUAGCCGGGGGGGCUACUGAGAAGUCCCCUGAAGACAAAGUUAAGAUAGCUGCUAAUGAAGAAACACAAGACAGAGAAGAACAGAUGAAAGAGGGUGAAGAAACUGAAGGCUCAGAAGAGGAGGAUAAAGAAAAUGACAAGGCUGAAGAAACGCCAAAUGAAUCACUUCUUGAAAAUAAGUCUCCUCAAGAAAAUGAAGAGGAGGAGAUCGGGAAUCUAGAGCUUGCCUGGGAUAUGUUGGAUUUAGCAAAGAUAAUUUUUAAAAGGCAAGAAACAAAGGAAGCUCAGCUGUAUGCUGCACAGGCCCAUCUUAAACUUGGAGAAGUUAGUGUUGAAUCUGAGAAUUAUGUCCAAGCUGUGGAGGAGUUCCAGGCUUGCUUAAACCUGCAGGAGCAGUACCUGGAAGCCCAUGAUCGGCUCCUUGCAGAGACCCACUACCAGCUGGGCUUGGCCUAUGGGUACAACUCUCAGUAUGACGAGGCAGUGGCACAGUUCAGCAAAUCUAUUGAAGUCAUUGAGAAAAGAAUGGCUGUACUAAGUGAGCAGAUGAAGGAGGCUGAAGGAUCAUCUACUGAAUAUGAGAAGGAAAUUGAGGAGCUGAAGGAACUGCUACCUGAAAUUAGAGAGAAGAUAGAAGAUGCAAAGGAGUCCCAGCGUAGUGGGAAUGUAGCUGAAUUGGCUCUGAAAGCAACUCUGGUGGAGAGCUCUACUUCAGGUUUCACUCCUAGUGGAGGAGGCACUUCAGUCUCCAUGGUUGCCAGUAGAAAACCAGCAGAUGGUGCUUCCUCAUCAAAUUGUGUGACUGAUAUCUCUCACCUUGUCAGAAAGAAGAGGAAACCAGAGGAAGACAGUCCCCGAAAAGAUGAUGCAAAGAAAGCCAAACAAGAGCUGGAGGUGAAUGGAGGCAGUGGGGAUGCCGUCUCCAGUGGAAAUGAAGUUUCAGAAAACAUGGAGGAGGAGGCUGAGAAUCAGGCUGAAAGCCGGGCAGCAGUGGAGGGCACAGUGGAGGCCGGAGCUACAGUUGAAAGCACUGCAUGUUAAAGAGAGGGCGUAGAGCCUUCCUCCUGAGGGAAAGUUUUUGUAUAUAAUGUAUUUUUUCACUUUGGGGGGAUUCUUUUUGUAUAACUUCAAUAAAGAUUGUAAGCAAAGGUUGAGGCUUUGAUGAUUUUUUUUCUUAAAUACUGGCUGACUCUGUGCCUUGGAGCAUUCUGGGUCAAAGGUACUCACCCUGCCCCUUUCUGUACUGAUUGGUCUCUGUUGGGAGUUUCCAUCCAAGCUCCUGUCUAAUAUGGAGGUGAUCAAACCAAGCGCAGCCAUCGGCCCUUUGUUUUCUAGUGGUGCUACAUUUUUCCCAUUUUAAAUACUGAACUCCACUGUCUUGCAAGCCUUCAGUGGUGCUGUCUCUUGGUGGGGGCUACAAAAACAAGACUUGGUAAAGAUCUUGCUGUUUGGUGUUGAUACUGUUCGGUGGACUUCAUGAGCUGAUAACUGCCUGAGCCAGACCUUAAGUGAUAACUGUUCCCACCUAGUCUUCAGUUGAGGGUCAAUCAUUCUGGAAAAGAACUCUGAAGAAAACUUGUGCAGGAGGGGUGGGAGGGGGGAGUGAUUGUUGAGGAAAACUAGUGUGCUAACUGUAGGGAAUUGAGUAUUCUGGUUUGAAAGUGGCUUAAGAGACUGGACACUUUGCAUGUGGUUGGAAGAAUUUGUGGGGAGGCUGGCUGGUGGAGUUUUGUUUUCUGUACAGAAAGGCUGAAAUAUAUCUUAUAACUUGAAUCCAAAUUGUUACCCAUCUGCAGUUUUGACUUCUCAAAUAAAGAUGCUAAAAAAUG